AUGCAGACUACUUCUACAAACAUUUGUGAAAGAAUGGGUCACGCUCAGGAGCUCAGUGAAUUCAAGCUUGGUACCAUGACAGGUUGCCACCUGUGCAAUAAGUCCAUCCGUGAAAUUUCCUUGCUGCUAAAUAUUCCACAGUCAACUGUUAGUGAUAUUUAACAAAAUGGAAAAAAAACUGGGAACAACAGCAACUCAGCCAUGAAGUGAGCGGGGUCAGUUCAUGCUGAAGCCCACAGUAUGCAAAAGCUGCCAAAUGUCUGCAGAGUCAAUAGCUAAAGACCUCCAAACUUCCUGUGGCCUUCAGAUUAGCACAACAGUGCGUAGAGAACAUCAUAGAAUGGGUUUCCAUGGC
This is a messenger RNA of Staurois parvus, 355 nucleotides long. The record is from the annotation of a GenBank genome assembly. Lineage: Eukaryota; Metazoa; Chordata; Amphibia; Anura; Ranidae.